GCUGCAGCCCCAUGAGGAGCACGGGCGAGGCCCGCGCCCCGCCGCCCUGCAGCCCCGCGGGCCCCGCGGGCUCCAUGUCGCACGUCGAGGACUCGGACUCGGACGCGCCGCCGUCGCCCGCGGGCUCCGAGGGUCCCGGGCGCGCGGCGGGCGCCGGGGGCUCGGGGGGCGGCGGGCGCGCCACGGCGGCCGAGGCCGACGAGCGCUUCCCCGCCUGCAUCCGCGACGCCGUGUCGCAGGUGCUGCGCGGCUACGACUGGAGCCUGGUGCCGCUGCCCGUGCGCGGCGGCGGCGCGCUCAAGGCCAAGCCGCACGUCAAGCGGCCCAUGAAUGCCUUCAUGGUGUGGGCGCAGGCGGCGCGCCGCAAGCUGGCCGACCAGUACCCGCACCUGCACAACGCCGAGCUCAGCAAGACGUUGGGCAAGCUGUGGCGCUUGCUGAGUGAGAGCGAGAAGCGCCCCUUCGUGGAGGAGGCUGAGCGGCUGCGGGUCCAGCACAAGAAAGACCACCCAGACUACAAGUACCAGCCGCGGCGCAGGAAGAACGUCAAGGCCGGCCAGAGCGACUCGGACUCCAGUGCCGAGCUGGGCCACCACCCAGCAGGGGCUGGCUACAAGGCUGACGUGGACGCACACAGCCGUAGCGGCCUCACGGGGCAGACCCACGGGCCGCCCACCCCGCCCACCACACCCAAGACCGACGGGCACCCGGCGGGCUUGCAGGACCUGAAGCCCGAGGGGCGCCGCCUGCUGGACAGCAGCCGCCACAACAUCGACUUCAGCAACCUGGACAUCUCAGACCUGAGCAGCGAGGUCAUCGGAAACAUGGAUGCCUUUGACGUGCGCGAGUUCGACCAGUACCUGCCGCUGCACGGCCACGCGGCCCCACCCGCAGAGUCCGGCCCGCCCGCCGGCCCGGGCUCCUACGGGGCCCCCGCCUAUCCCCACUCUGGGGUGGCCAGCCUUGGGGUGUCCCCUGCCUGGGCGCACAAGGGGACCCCAUCGGCCUCCCCCACUGAGCCCGCGCGGCCUCACAUCAAGACGGAGCAGCUGAGCCCGGGCCACUACAGCGAGCAGCCCCAUGGCUCUCCGGGCCGUUCUGACUUUGGUGCCUAUAGCGCCCAGGCCAGUGUCACUACGGCCCCCUCUGCUGCUGCAGCCACCGGCUCUUUCGGCAGCACACAGUGUGACUACACCGACCUGCAAGCGCCCAGUUACUACGGCCCGUAUCCUGGCUACCCGUCCAGCCUCUACCAGUACCCCUACUUCCACUCGUCCCGCCGGCCCUAUGCCUCGCCUCUGCUCGGUGGCCUCUCUGUGGCGCCUGCACACAGCCCCUCCAGUAACUGGGAGCAGCCUGUCUACACCACCUUGACCAGACCCUGAGUCUGCCAGAGCCUACAGGGGCCAGCCUGGGCCAGGAGCACUAGUGCAGGGAGGUGCCAGCCUGGGGCACCCUGUGCCAGCAAGUUGG
Messenger RNA from Sorex fumeus (smoky shrew), 1473 nucleotides. RefSeq names its product SRY-box transcription factor 8 (gene SOX8). The transcript has 3 exons. Gene Ontology annotation, biological process: peripheral nervous system development; negative regulation of transcription by RNA polymerase II; morphogenesis of an epithelium. Gene Ontology annotation, molecular function: DNA-binding transcription factor activity, RNA polymerase II-specific; RNA polymerase II cis-regulatory region sequence-specific DNA binding. Bases 12 to 1385 code for a protein of 457 amino acids. Gene Ontology annotation, cellular component: nucleus. NCBI's taxonomy places the organism in Eukaryota, Metazoa, Chordata, Mammalia, Eulipotyphla, Soricidae. The record is from RefSeq and is a predicted model, not a curated record.